UCCCCGCAGCGGCGCGCCAGGCGGCCAGAGGGAGGCCGAGGAGCCCAGCCGAGGGGCGGCGCCCCUUCUCCUCAGAGGAGCAGAUCUCAUAACCGAAACCUCUUCUGCGUGGAGACCAAGAUGUCCAGUUCGGCCCGGGACCACCUCCUUUUUGUGCGACGGCGCAACCCCCAGCUACGGUACACUCUGAGUCCGGAGAACCUGCAGAGCUUGUCGUCUCAGGGCACCAUGCCGGAGAAUGUGAACUUGCAGCGUGCCAACAGCGAUACUGACCUUGUUACUUCUGACAGCCGUUCUAGCUUGACAGCAAGCAUGUACGAAUACACUCUAGGACAGCCACAGAACCUCAUCAUUUUCUGGGAUAUAAAAGAAGAAGUGGAUCCUACAGACUGGAUAGGACUGUAUCAUAUCGAUGAGAAUUCGCCAGCAAACUUCUGGGAUUCCAAGAAUCGAGGCGUGACUGGGACGCAGAAAGGGCAAAUAGUUUGGCGAAUUGAACCCGGCCCCUAUUUUAUGGAACCUGAAAUAAAGAUCUGCUUUAAAUACUACCAUGGGAUAAGCGGGGCCCUGCGAGCAACGACUCCGUGCAUCACGGUGAAGAACUCGGCUGUGAUGGUGGGGGCUGAAGGGUCUGCUGGAGGUCAGCACAGCCGGAAACUGGUUAGCUUUACGCUAUCAGAUCUUAGAGCAGUCGGACUUAAAAAGGGGAUGUUCUUCAAUCCAGACCCGUACUUAAAGAUGUCUAUCCAUCCCGGGAAAAAGAGCACCUUCCCUACAUUUGCCCACCAUGGUCAGGAAAGACGCUCCACCAUCAUCAGUAACACAACAAAUCCUAUUUGGCACAGAGAGAAAUAUUCUUUUGUCGCGCUUCUAACGGAUGUCUUGGAAAUCGAGAUCAAAGAUAAAUUUGCCAAGAGUCGGCCAAUCAUCAAACGCUUUCUCGGGAAGCUCACGAUUCCAGUCCAGAGGCUGCUGGAAAGGAAUGCAAUUGGGGACCAAAUUCUCAGCUAUAACCUUGGCAGGAGGCUGCCGGCAGACCACGUCAGCGGCUAUCUCCAGUUCAAAGUCGACAUCACCUCUUCUGUUCACGAAGAUGCUUCACCGGAAACAGUGGGAACCUUGCUAGGGGUCAACUCUGUCAAUGGAGACUUGGGGAGCCCUUCUGACGAGGAGGACACCCCUGCUGGGCAUCACGACUUGCCUCCAGUUUGCUUGAACGGCCCCCUGUUUGAGGAAUCCUCCAGAGAGGGAACCCCACGGCAUUCCCUGAGGACUAGUGCCACUCUGGAAACAGAUCAAGAGGAUUUGACCUCUACAGCUUCCAGGUCAUCGCCCCCUAGAGGCCGCCAGGACUCGCUGAACGACUACCUGGAUUCUAUCGAUCAAAGUAAUCAUUGUAGGGCUGGGACUUCCGCUUGCAAUGAGCGUGUCAUUGGGGCCUCCCCGAAAUUAAGGAGUAGCUUCCCUACCGAUACCAGACUUAAUGCCAUGCUUCACAUAGACUCUGAUGAAGAGGAGCACGAAUUCCACCAAGGUUUGGGAUUCCAGUCGUCACUGGAUGAUGACGGGGGCUUAGUCAUGCUGGACAAUGCUAACAGAAAUGCUGAAGGAGAUUGUCUGAAUUGUUCGUCGAGCCAGGUUGAACAAAUCCAAGGCCCUGAGGAAGAUGGGGGAGCACCGGAUGUAGAAACCUCCUUACCUCCUUCUGAUAGCCAGCAAGAGCCCCUUCCGGGGCCUCUAGAGUCAGAGGUAGCAAUAGAAGAAACGGAAUCUCUUCCGGGUCCUCCAGAAGAUGGACCAGCAGAUCUGGUUGGAGUUGAAGUUUGUGCACCUCAGGAGGUGGAGCAGCCUGCGACUGGCUCGGACACGGGAGCUUCUGAGUCUUCUCCUGGAAGCAGAAGAAGCGUCCGGGAAGCUGAAUCUACUGACCAGGGGUCAGAACCGUCUCAGGUUUCAUCGGAAACGGAGCCGAGUGACCCUGCUCGCACAGAAAGCGUUAGCGAAUCGAGCACUCGGCCGGAAGGAGAGAGUGAUGCAGAAGGGGCAGACGGUUCGUGCAACGAAGCCGCCGCUCCCCGACUCUCCUCGGUGGAUACUCAGUGCUCUUCCUUCGAAAGUGCCCGGUUUUCAGAGACCCCGGCCUUUUCCUCCCAGGAGGAGGAAGAAGGAGCUUGUGCGGUGGACACUGCCAGCAGUGAACCUGCCGCAGAAGUACAGGAUGUAGUGUGCACCCAGGCCUCACUGCCCUCGGUACAUAUCCCGAGCACUCAAGAGGAAGGGCCGUCAACUGAAAUGGGGGGACUGCAAGAUAUUGACGAGGCUGAAGAAAUCUGGCAGAGGAGGAGGAGUCUGCAGGCUGCAGCCGCACGUAGCCAAUCACAGGAGGAGGAGGCUGGAGGGGCACAGGCAGCUUGUGAGGGGGCAGCAGCUUCAGAUGCUGAUGGUGCUAGCGGAGGCUCUCAAAGCAAUGGCCAUCAACCUCUGAGAUCGCUUCCCUCCGUUCGCCAGGAUGUCAGUCGCUAUCAGAGAGUGGAUGAGGCCUUGCCCCCAAAUUGGGAAGCACGCAUUGACAGUCACGGAAGAAUAUUCUACGUGGACCACGUAAACAGAACCACUACGUGGCAGCGGCCCACGGCACCCCCGGCUCCUCAGAUCCUUCAGCGUUCCAACUCUAUACAGCAAAUGGAGCAGCUGAACCGCCGGUAUCAGAGUAUUCGCCGCACUAUGACUAAUGAGAGGCCGGAGGAGCACCCGCACGCCAUGGACGGAGCUGGAGCUGGAGAGGACCCCGACUUCCAUCACCCCAAUGCAGAUUUCCGAAGGGAGAACGUGCUUCCUCAUUCUACCUCUCGCUCCCGGCUUACCCUCCUGCUCCAAUCUCCCCCUGUGAAAUUCCUGACCAGCCCCGAGUUCUUCACAGUGCUGCAUUCUAACCCUAGUGCCUACCGCAUGUUUACAAACAAUACGUGUCUGAAGCACAUGAUCACCAAAGUCCGACGGGAUACUCAUCACUUUGAACGCUAUCAACACAACCGAGAUUUGGUGGGCUUUCUGAACAUGUUUGCCAACAAGCAGCUGGAAUUGCCAAGAGGCUGGGAAAUGAAGCACGAUCAUCAGGGGAAGGCUUUCUUCGUCGACCACAAUGCCCGCACUACCACCUUCAUCGACCCACGGCUUCCUCUACAGAGCAGCAGGCCCACGAGCGCGUUGGUCCACCGGCAGCAUUUGACGCGGCAGCGCAGCCACAGUGCCGGCGAGGUUGGAGAAGACGCUCGUCAUUCGGGACCCCCAGUUCUGCCACGGCCAUCCAGUACGUUCAAUACAGUCAACAGGGCUCAGUACCAGGACAUGGUUCCUGUGGCGUACAAUGACAAGAUUGUUGCAUUUCUGCGACAACCCAACAUCUUUGAAAUUCUACAGGAACGACAGCCAGAUCUUACCAGGAAUCAUUCACUCAGGGAGAAGAUCCAGUUUAUCCGAACGGAGGGAACCCCCGGGCUGGUGCGCUUAUCCAGCGACGCAGACCUUGUCAUGUUGCUAAGUUUAUUUGAAGAAGAGAUCAUGUCGUACGUGCCGCCGCAUGCCUUACUCCAUCCCAGUUAUUGCCAGUCGCCACGAGGAUCCCCCGUGUCCUCACCCCAGAACUCUCCAGGGACUCAGCGUGCCAACGCCCGUGCUCCAGCUCCUUAUAAAAGAGAUUUUGAAGCCAAGCUGAGGAAUUUCUACCGGAAGCUGGAGACGAAAGGAUACGGGCAAGGGCCCGGGAAAUUAAAAUUAGUUAUCAGGCGAGACCACUUGCUAGAAGAUGCCUUCAACCAGAUCAUGGGCUACUCCAGAAAGGACCUGCAAAGGAACAAGCUGUAUGUCACCUUUGUCGGAGAGGAAGGACUGGACUACAGUGGACCUUCAAGGGAGUUUUUUUUCCUGGUAUCCAGAGAACUCUUCAACCCGUAUUAUGGCUUAUUCGAAUAUUCUGCCAAUGAUACCUACACUGUACAAAUAAGCCCCAUGUCUGCUUUUGUGGACAAUCACCAUGAAUGGUUCCGGUUUAGCGGCCGAAUCCUUGGCCUCGCCCUGAUCCAUCAGUAUUUGUUAGAUGCCUUCUUUACACGCCCGUUCUAUAAAGCCCUGCUCAGAAUACUGUGCGACCUGAGUGACUUGGAAUACCUUGAUGAGGAGUUCCACCAGAGUUUGCAGUGGAUGAAAGACAACGAUAUACAUGAUAUCCUCGAUCUCACAUUCACUGUAAAUGAAGAAGUCUUUGGACAGAUAACCGAGCGGGAACUGAAGCCUGGGGGUGCCAACAUCCCUGUGACAGAAAAGAACAAAAAGGAGUACAUCGAGAGGAUGGUGAAAUGGAGGAUUGAGCGAGGGGUCGUGCAGCAGACGGAGAGUCUCGUACGUGGCUUCUAUGAGGUCGUCGACGCCAGGUUGGUUUCUGUGUUUGAUGCAAGAGAACUGGAGCUGGUUAUUGCUGGCACGGCAGAAAUCGACUUAAGCGACUGGCGGAACAACACCGAGUACAGAGGAGGCUACCACGACAAUCACAUUGUUAUCCGAUGGUUUUGGGCCGCUGUAGAGAGAUUCAACAAUGAACAGCGGCUGAGGCUGCUGCAGUUUGUUACAGGCACAUCUAGUAUCCCUUAUGAAGGUUUUGCGUCCCUGAGAGGGAGCAACGGACCAAGAAGAUUCUGUGUCGAAAAAUGGGGGAAAAUCACCGCUUUGCCCAGGGCUCACACUUGUUUCAAUCGUCUGGAUCUCCCCCCUUACCCAUCAUUCUCCAUGCUGUACGAGAAGUUGCUGACGGCCGUGGAAGAGACGAGCACGUUUGGACUCGAGUGACACAAGGACAUUUGGACCAGUGAAACAAGCACAUUUGGACUCAAGGGCUCAGCACCUUGGACCUGUUUGGAUCCUCCUCAAAGAAUAUGUGAAUGUUUGGAUGGCAUUUUCCUAGAGGAAAAUCUGUUGUUGCAUUUUAAGGCACAGUGACUUGACAAACAACCAACGUGUGCUCAGGGAGGGCACAGCAAAAGCCACUAGAGUGCCCUAAAGCCAAGGUAUUCGGAGAAAACCAACAAUCCAGCAAUUGACUUUUUUUUGUUUGUUUUUUCCCGAACUUUUCAACAUUUGUGAUUGCAAGUGAAACGAAAAAGGAGAUGCGGCAGUGUGCGAUCAGCAGCAUCAGGGCUUCUGCAGAACUUUUACAAUCUCAGAAAUGGAUCCCCAUCCCCCAAUACACAACAAGUACUUGAAAAUGGACGAAGGCGAACGUUUAUCAGCCCACCGCUAAACUGUAGGAAGCCGAGUGCAAAAAUACUGGCCUUUUUCUAUUUCGUUGUUAAUCCGGUAGAAGUUAUUCCCCGAGGGUACACUACUUUACGUCAUAUACAAUACAAAUAGUAUCAAUAUGCUAUACAUGCUAGACCUAAGCCUAUGAGUGCCUGCAUGUGGUGCACCAUAGAGAUCAAUGUUCCAGGGCUCAUGAAGAAUAUUGAGGACUGUUGGCAAUAUGGGGCGGCGACCGGGUGGCAGCUCGUACAAAUGCAUAUGCGGACAAUGUGUUCCCCAAGAGAUAAACCGCUAUAAGAGAAUCCAAUAACGAUGGGUUUUAUGCUUUAUACUGCAUGAAGAGUGUUUUUUAAAUGAAACAAACUAGACUUAAAACACAACAUAUCAGGAAAAAGGAAAAAAAAAAAACCUCUUACAUUGACUACUUUUGUUUAUUUUUAUAGGCUCACGCGAAUUUGUUCCUUAGAGUGUAGAUACGAGAAAUCAGCGAGCAAGAUACUCUUUUGUUCUUUUCACUUUGUCCAUGCUUAAAUAGGUAUUGUUCUUGUGUUUUGAUUCUUUCAGCACUCUCAAGGGAAAUAAUAAUAAUAUAAUAAUAAUAAUAUAUAUACAUAUAUGCCUUUUAUUUUUAUAAGGGUAAAAAUAUUCCUGAAACUAUUUUUUUGCACUGAUUGUACCAAAGUCAAAGGGGACAUUUGCGAUCUGACCGGCAGGAAACAGCAUCAUGCAUCCAAAUCGACAGGAACGAGCCGUUCUAGGACUGAGCUGUCUUCACAGUGCCAUGUCUGUCGAUCAUAUCAGGACAGUGCACACUCAGUAAUAAUUUUUUAAAAGAUCACUGCGCGUAAUACUGUGUGAUAUGCAUUUCUUUCGGAUGUGUUUUAUUCCCCUCUUGCCCCCCCCCAAUUGAUCAACUAACUUAAUGUAACAGAGUUGAAUAGAGAUGUUUCGUAUUUCUCCCCUGCAACAUCUUUUUAUUUGUACAGCACAAUUAAAAGCGCUACAGCGGACCUGGAGAAAGAAGACGGCCAGCGUCGGAACCGUGGCUUAGUACUGACUCUGCUCGCGUUUAGAGGUGAAACCAUCUCUGAGACGUACACUGCUUGUAGUGUCCUUUUAAAAGCCUGCAUUUUCACGAGUGAUUUCUUAUCAAUGUUUAUUAAAAUGAACUACUUUUUUACAGUAUAUUUGAAAAGCAUGAAUCACCAUGUCAAAUAAGCUUCCCCCACCCCACACUUUAAAUUUUAGAAAGAUAUAUAUAAACGUCGUUUGAUUCUGUCCCUCCCAAGGAUCUCUCACAGUCGAGGGCCUCUUUGACGUGUCGCAACAGGAACGGUUUGUCUUCCUCCACUGUACUGACUUGACAGCAACUUUCUAGGUUCUCUGGCUAAUAGUCUUAACACACAGUCCUUCAAUUAGAGAUUCCAGGGGUUGUGCCCGGGAAGGUUCUGCACUCAAAAGGUUCUGCCGCUGAGUCACAAACCCUCCCUCCACACGGUGCCCAAUGUAUUGCAAGCCCUGGCACUGAGAGACAGAGCUGAAAUGGGGAGUGACCUCAGAGUUUCCAUCCACGUGGCCGAUGUAUGACUCACGCAUGCUCUUCAUACUAGUCACCGUCGUGAGAAAAGCCUCCUACUCACCUGAAGCUUGCCAUAAUGGCAAUAGCAGUGGCUUAAAGGGAAGACGUGCUUUUUUUGUACCUUUCUUGUCGGCAAGAUAGGCCAAAGUUGGGGUGGAGAACAAAGCUGGGAAUAGGCCAAGGUCAGCCAGAAGGAACGAGUCCUGCCGAAAACAACCUAAUUAAUGAAUACGGUAGAGUUUCAUAAAUAGAACCUUGUCCACCUCCCACUGGUCCUUUUCCAAAGCGAUGCAAGAAAAUAAGCAGUGCUCUGUAACUGCUUGCCCAUUGGCCCGGAUAUUAAAACCUCUGGUAAAAUAUGUUUUAUCAGGAAGCUGGGAAACAAAAGGGACAGCCCACCUUUCAUCGGGACAUUCAACUGAGGAUAAUAUGAGAUAAGAGGACGAUGUUGCUUGGAUAGGUACUGAGGAAGUUAGUUUUAAAACAUUAUUUCAGUAUAUCAGUACUAAAGAAGACCCAAGAUGGAGACCCGCGUGAGGAGAUGGUAGGCAGGAAGGAAAGUUGUGCGCACGUAGGGGGAGAUUUUACUUUCUGUAUCUGGUUAACUGAACUCCGUCAGAUUUUGUUAAAUCUCCUCCUUUAACUUUGGGUAUAUUAAUAUAUAGGAAUUCAUCCAAUUUAACACCGGUCAUUAUUUGACAUGGGGAGAUGUUUUUCUUUUCUGUCGAGGUGUGUUCAAAGUCCGCUUUUGUAAAACUGAAAACUAAUAAAUGAAUUCAUCAAUUUUUUUUUUUAAAUUAAAAA
This is a messenger RNA of Heteronotia binoei (common prickly gecko), 7675 nucleotides long. It is a transcript of the gene HECW2, whose product is annotated as HECT, C2 and WW domain containing E3 ubiquitin protein ligase 2. Lineage: Eukaryota; Metazoa; Chordata; Lepidosauria; Squamata; Gekkonidae. Gene Ontology annotation, molecular function: ubiquitin-protein transferase activity; protein binding. The record is from RefSeq and is a predicted model, not a curated record. Gene Ontology annotation, biological process: regulation of dendrite morphogenesis. The transcript has 29 exons. Bases 121 to 4842 code for a protein of 1573 amino acids.